Messenger RNA from Musa acuminata AAA Group (dessert banana), 930 nucleotides. RefSeq lists its product as uncharacterized. The transcript has 6 exons. The coding region runs from base 145 to 699 and encodes 184 amino acids. Gene Ontology annotation, biological process: vesicle budding from membrane; late endosome to vacuole transport via multivesicular body sorting pathway. The record is from RefSeq and is a predicted model, not a curated record. NCBI's taxonomy places the organism in Eukaryota, Viridiplantae, Streptophyta, Magnoliopsida, Zingiberales, Musaceae. Gene Ontology annotation, cellular component: cytoplasmic side of plasma membrane; ESCRT III complex; multivesicular body.
GGGGGUCGCAUCUAACAGAAGGCCGGCCGACCUGACUCCCGCUUCUCUUCUCUCCUUCUGGUUUUGUCUUUUGCUCCCUCAUCCCAUCCUCCCUCGCUCGCUGACCCACCCCCCCUUCUGUCGUCCGCCCGCCCGCCCGCUGCCAUGUUCUCCAAGCUCUUCCGCGUGUGCAGGGACGACUCCCACAGUUCUUCCUCCGAGAAGCUGAAGCAGCCUUCACACUUGUCUGCUUGGCUUCCAUAUUUGCUCGGCCUUUGCCGCCCAUGUGAAUACGGUGGAUUUUUGCUUAUGAGCUCUUCUUAUGUGAAACUACGGUUGAGGAAGCUGUUUUGGUUCAUCCAUUCUACCCUGCAUGGUUGUCUUCGAGAGAUGUUCUAUGACAGGAAGUCUGCUUUAGUAGAGAUGCAACAGGAAGGCACAUGCUGGAACCUGUUUGAAGCUCUUUUGUUGGUAUCAGCUACAGAUAUUAUCAUCAAAACUCUAAAAAUACUUGAGGAGAAGGAAGUUGUCUUGCAAAAGAAGAUUUCUCAAGAGGUUGACAGAGCAAAGGGAUUCACAAGGGCAAAUAAUAAACAAGCGGCAAUAGAGUGCCUGAAGAGGAAGAAGUAUUAUGAAGGUAAAAUGGAUCAGCUUGGAACUUUCCAAUUGCACAUACGCAAUCAGGAGAAAAAGCUACAACAAGACUGUCAUCCAACAUAAAGGGGCAAUAGCAGAUUACAAGCAAUCUGAAGAUCAUGAUGUUAAAAUCAUAUCAGUGACUUCUCUUGAUUCUGACUCUUUGUAGAUAUAGUAGUACAUAGACUUGUGUUAUCUGACUUAGGUGUUCUGGUGCUAAUUUGUUUUCUUCUCCGGUUUAAAGUUUUUUUGAUGUAACACAUACUCGAUGAAGGCCAACUUAUGCAUUUGGUAUCAAAAUUUUAACUCUCUGAA